This is a messenger RNA of Oncorhynchus keta (chum salmon), 3265 nucleotides long. RefSeq names its product repetin-like. Bases 152 to 2227 code for a protein of 691 amino acids. The record is from RefSeq and is a predicted model, not a curated record. NCBI's taxonomy places the organism in Eukaryota, Metazoa, Chordata, Actinopteri, Salmoniformes, Salmonidae. The transcript has 4 exons.
UAGACGAAGUAGACAAGAAACGAGUUUGUUGUUUGACCAGUUGCCUUUAUAACGAACUUAACACGAUCUAUACAUUUUAUAUUGAAGUCGAAGCACUCCUAUUUUUAAGAGAGACUGGUAAUGCAAAUUGUUUGACCCGACAAGAACCAGAAUGAUACGGCGAACACAAGCCUGCGCGAAGGUAACAGACUCGAGUGAACCUGGAGUAUCAGCCCAGUUCAGGCACCUUGGCAGAAUGGAUCCAGAGAGGCGCAGUCACCAGAGGGAGUAUGGAGAACCAGAGAGGCGCAGUCACCAGAGGGAGUAUGGAGAACCAGAGAGGCGCAGUCACCAGAGGGAGUAUGGAGAACCAGAGAGGCGCAGUCACCAGAGGGAGUAUGGAGAACCAGAGAGGCGCAGUCACCAGAGGGAGUAUGGAGAACUAGAGAGGCGCAGUCACCAGAGGGAGUAUGGAGAACCAGAGAGGCGCAGUCACCAGAGGGAGUAUGGAGAACUAGAGAGGCGCAGUCACCAGAGGGAGUAUGGAGAACCAGAGAGGCGCAGUCACCAGAGGGAGUAUGGAGAACCAGAGAGGCGCGGUCACCAGAGGGAGUAUGGAGAACCAGAGAGGCGCGGUCACCAGAGGGAGUAUGGAGAACCAGAGAGGCGCAGUCACCAGAGGGAGUAUGGAGAACCAGAGAGGCGCGGUCACCAAAGGGAGUAUGGAGAACCAGAGAGGCGCGGUCACCAGAGGGAGCAUGGGGAACCAGAGAGGCGCGGUCACCAGAGGGAGCAUGGGGAACCAGAGAGGCGCGGUCACCAGAGGGAGCAUGGAGAACCAGAGAGGCGCGGUCACCAGAGGGAGCAUGGAGAACCAGAGAGGCGCGGUCACCAGAGGGAGCAUGGAGAACCAGAGAGGCGCGGUCACCAGAGGGAGCAUGGAGAACCAGAGAGGCGCGGUCACCAGAGGGAGCAUGGAGAACCAGAGAGGCGCGGUCACCAGAGGGAGCAUGGAGAACCAGAGAGGCGCGGUCACCAGAGGGAGCAUGGAGAACCAGAGAGGCGCGGUCACCAGAGGGAGUAUGGAGAACCAGAGAGGCGCGGUCACCAGAGGGAGUAUGGAGAACCAGAGAGGCGCGGUCACCAGAGGGAGUACGGAGAACUGAGCUCAGGACAAUGGAACGAUAGCCUUAAGAGAGACAACGGCCAGGCUAUGGCCAGAGAGCUCUACAGUGAAUACUCCAGCAUGAGGAGGACUAGAGAAGGUUGGGAGGACUAUGGUGCUUCCUCUGAUAUGAGCUACAUAAUGGACCCAUUGUCCAGAGACUGGAGCGAAGGCUCAUUGAGGGGUAGUGGUGCUCCCUUCUCACCAGACACAGAUGGGGACGUUGAUGGAGAUCCUGUGGAGCUCAGUGUGGAGGACCUGGAUCUCAUAGAGGAGAAGAGAGCUGUUCUUGCUUUGCAAAAGGUUAAACGCGGAGCUAAGGACAUGCCUAGAACACAGACUGCAUACACAACAGCGAAGGGCAUGUCUAAACCGAGGAAGGUGAACAAUAGAACAGUCAACAGUAAUGUCGCGGACCAGUCGUCACGCAUAUGCCUACCUCUUAAACGGAGGGUGCUGGACACUCUGAGUAAGGAUACCCCUGUCAAGCUGAAGAAACAAAACAAGAUGCGAGCAUUGGAUCUGAUGAUUAGAGCUCCCCUAGAAAAUGAAGAGGCCCGUCCUCUGAGACUGAGGGUUUUAAUGAACCAGCGACGCUAUCCCGACAAUGAGGAGGUGGUCCCGAAUGAUGAACGGCAAAUUCAGAGGCCAGUUCAUUCACUCAGGACACAGGAGAAAGACAUAGCAGCCACAGGCUUCCAGCGCUUCCUCAAUGUCCUCAAUAAAGGGGUGGACCUCAACAAGCUCUCAAAGAUCGUCAACAACAAAAAUGGGUUACUCAUUGUGGGCGAGGAGCUACCACAAGUUUGGCCGACUCUGCCCGAGGGUCAUGUUGACUCCAGCAGUAGAUCCAAGUCUUCUCUAGUUGAGGAGAAGACGAAGGUGAGGCUUGAGGAUGAGCAGCGGCACGAGCAGAUGCAGACCCUGCUGGAGAUCGUUGGGCUGGACUUGGGGGUUGAGGAGUUGGGUCAGCUGACAGACAGGACCAAUGACAGGCUGUAUGGGAAGAUGGGAGACUUGAAAAGGAAGGAGUUUGAGAAUGAGAAGGGGGAAAGAGAAAAAGGAAAGCGAGCCUUCAUUUAAACAUCUCAGUACUUCCUCAUUACCAUCAGACAGCGCCAGCCCCCUUCUAAACCAGCACUCAAACAUGACCGUUGAAUACAGCAGCUCUAGUAACAGGGUAUGUGACAUAGAGAGACACAGGGACAGAUCUGAGAGGGACUGGCACCGACACUCUGGUGCCAGAGACAAGGACAGAGGGAGGGAGGAGGAUAUAGUCAGAGAAAUGGACAGAUCUGAGGGACUGCCACCGACACUCUGGUGCCAGAGACAAGGAAAGAGAGAGCGAGGGAGGAGGAUAUAGUCAGAGAAAUGGACAGAUCGGAAAGAGAUUGAGUGAGAGAUGGUCACAAACACUAGUACCAGAGAUCGGGACAGAGAGGGUGACGAGGACAGAGUCAGAAAAGGGGACACUCCUGCAAGAGAGAGAUACGGGCAAAGAUGGUCUCGUACCAGAGAGAAGGACUGAGUCAGAGAAAGGGACAGAUCUGAGAGAGACUGAAAGGGAGACUGGCACAGACACUCCAGUACCAGAGAGAGACAAGGACAUACCGGUAGUCAGAGAAACUAACAGAUCAGAAAGGAACAGACAUAAAGACGGGGACAAAGACCCAGAGAAAGACUGGGACAGAGGCCAAGAGGGAGACUGGGACAGAGGCCAAGAGGGAGACUGGGACAGAGGCCAAGAGGGAGACUGGGACAGAGGCCAAGAGGGAGACUGGGACAGAGGCCAAGAGGGAGACUGGGACAGAGGCCAAGAGGGAGACUGGGACAGAGGCCAAGAGGGAGACUGGGACAGAGGCCAAGAGGGAGACUGGGACAGAGGCCAAGAGGGAGACUGGGACAGAGGCCAAGAGGGAGACUGGGACAGAGGCCAAGAGGGAGACUGGGACAGAGGCCAAGAGGGAGACUGGGACAGAGGCCAAGAGGGAGACUGGGACAGAGGCCAAGAGGGAGACUGGGACAGAGGCCAAGAGGGAGACUGGGACAGAGGCCAAGAGGGAGACUGGGACAGAGGCCAAGAGGGAGACUGGGACAGAGGCCAAGAGGGUGAGACUGGGA